CAAUGUGUGUUGUGUCACAUGCCUACGGUAUAUGAAUUCUGUUCUCACGUUGUCGCAAAUGGGGAACCCAUUCAUCAAUUGACAUGUGAUUCAAGUCAAUGCCAGGGUAGGCCCGGUAAAACAGGACCUCACGGACCAAAAGGCUCUAUUGGCGUUAAAGGAGAGAAAGGUGAAAGGGGCACGACAGAACAUCUGGAAGAAAGAAUUAGCGAAUUAGAAGACUUCCAAGCCACUACAUCACGAAUUUUAGAAGCAUUGCCCAAGUCCACAUACUGCUACAUGGGGGUGAGAAACAGAGAUGUUCCAGAUUCAGCAAUGACUUCUUCUUCGAUUGCGGGUGGUGGAUACGAAGCAUACAAUGGACGACUUGAUAAUCAGAUCAGUUCGGGAAAUCAUGCAGUAUGGGCAGCAGCAUCCAAUCGCCAAGGAGAAUGGUUACAGAUCGACUUCGGUACUCCCAAACUUAUUGGUGGAAUCAUAACUCAAGGACGACCAAUACACAGCCAGUGGGUUCGAUCAUUCAAAAUAUCCUGCGGAAGUUCUACUUCCUCGUUAACGACUAUAAAACAUAACAACUCAGAUAAGAUAUUUCCCGGCAACCUCGACAGAGAUUCGAAAGUGAUCAACAUGUUUACUGCGCCAAUAACAUGCAGAUAUAUUCGCGUUCAUCCGGAAUCCUGGUAUGGACAUAUCAGCAUGAGAGUGGAAUUCAUUAACGGACUCUGCCAUGGCAUGGCUCUCUGA
This is a messenger RNA of Styela clava, 744 nucleotides long. RefSeq names its product lactadherin-like. The record is from RefSeq and is a predicted model, not a curated record. NCBI's taxonomy places the organism in Eukaryota, Metazoa, Chordata, Ascidiacea, Stolidobranchia, Styelidae.